AUGACGGCGUGGUCAUUCGCUCGCCCUCUUGUCAUUGACAAGGCGACCUUUGAGCGGCAUGGCGGCGAUGUCAAGAACGUGGCGACUAGUAUCAAGACGCACAAUGAAGAGUUACGUGCCUCUAGCUACGAAACACCCUGGCUUGUCGUUGGCCGCAUAAAUGGCUGCACCGCAACAUGGCUUGGCGAGAAAGACGGUUGGAGUUAUGUGCUUACUGCGGCACACUGCGUCGCGUACAAAGGCACCGAAACGGCCAUAAGCAAGACCUUUACCGCGCCUGGAGGGCAAGUCAUUGCAUCAGGCAAAGGUACCGUGUAUGUACCACAGCAACGGGUCAAAAAGCCAAAGGGUAUGGGGGGUGCUUCUACCGACAUCGCCAUCCUCAAGUUGCCCACUCGCAACCCGAUGGUCGACAAGGCCGGCAAGUCGUUAGAGCAGCCAAUCCUCAACGACGCGCUGGACGAGAAAGGCAGAGAUGUCAUCUUUGUUGGUUACGGAAGCUGGGGCGUCGGCUUGGACCGCAGCGGCGCGUACGGACCAUCGCAGGGCGAGCGGCGGCUGUACGGGCGCAGCCGCAUCAAUAGCAUUUUCGAACUCGAACAUGGAAUCGGAGCGAGUUACAAACCCGCAGGGCCAUCGCCAUUCUGGGCGCGGACGGCCCCAGGCGACAGCGGUUCUGCUUGGUGGCAGAUCCGCGAGGGCAAGCCAGUGAUUAUCGCGACAACAAACGGUGGCCGCCCAACCGAAGCGACUGGCGCGCGCAUGUCAAAAUAUGCCGCCUGGGUCAAGUCCAUCUACCCGGAGGCGCGCAUCUUGUCAGCCGAGAAGCCCCAAGGCUGCAUUGUUAGUCUGCAUACAAAAGCGCGGUAUUGCAUGUCUGCCGGCACGAGGCCCGAGUCUUCUCUGCCACGGUGGAUAUACGAGCAUGAGAUCUACGUAGAUGCCGCGCCAGGCACCGCAGUGAAGCUAUCAGACUUUGACAAUCUUUCGUAUAACCGCAUCGCAACUUUUGUCGGGACAGUCGAAAACAACAGGCUCAAGUCGGUCAAGGCAGCCAACGGCAAGUACCUCGACUUCUCGCGGCCACACUCGAUGCGCGUGGUCAAGGAUACAACCCCAGUCGGCUGCAUCACGAGCCUGACAACCAGCGCAAGCUAUUGUCUGCCUGCCGAGCAGCAGUCGGAGAGCUCGCUGCCGUCCUGGAUCUACGCGCAUGACGUGCAGGUCGAAGCCGCGCCGGGAACCGCAGUCAUACUGUCGGACUCUGAUAACCUCCCGCAGGACCGCCUCGCAACGUUUACCGGAUUCGUUCAGAACUGGGACUUGACCAAGGUGAGAGCCCUGAAUGGGGAAGAUUUGGACUUUUCGCGGCCAAAGUCGAUGCGGGUCAUCCGGCAAUAA
Metarhizium brunneum ARSEF 3297 is the source of this 1401-nucleotide messenger RNA. RefSeq names its product Metalloprotease StcE (gene stcE). The record is from RefSeq and is a predicted model, not a curated record. Gene Ontology annotation, biological process: proteolysis. Gene Ontology annotation, molecular function: serine-type endopeptidase activity. NCBI's taxonomy places the organism in Eukaryota, Fungi, Ascomycota, Sordariomycetes, Hypocreales, Clavicipitaceae.